AUGGCCGAAACGAGCGCCGACGCAAUGCAUCGCCAAGACGAGGGCGUGUAUGUGCAACUCACCUACGACCACCUGGAUGUCUCUUCCGUCAUGGCUCGCGUCAAAAGCCCUGAUGCCGGUGCCGUCGUCCUGUUUGCCGGCACCACCCGCUCCACCUUCGCCUCCAAGCCCGUCCUCCGCCUCACCUACCAAUCCUACCACCCGCUCGCGCUCGCCACCCUCGUCGCCCUCGCCCGCGAGGUCCGCGCCAAACACGCCCUCACCGCCGUCGCCGUCGCCCACCGCCUCGGCCCCGUGCCCGUCGGCGAGGAGAGCGUGCUCGUCGCCGUGUCGAGCCCGCACCGCGCCGCGGCGUGGCGCGGCGGCGAGGAGGCGCUCGAGCUGACAAAGGAGCGCGCCGAGAUCUGGAAGCUGGAGGAGUUUGUCGGGGAAGGGGAAGAGGGCGCCGUGUGGAGGGCGAAUAGGGAUGGGAAGAUGGGGGUGAGGGUUGGGGUCGGGAAGGGGGAGGAUGAGGAUGGGGGGAUUGGUGCGGUGGCGGGCGGUGCGGGUGCGGGUGAUGGUGAUGGUAAUGGUGAUGGGGGAUUGGAGGAUGCAGAUGGCCGGGGCGGCGAGGUGAGGUAA
Diplodia corticola is the source of this 621-nucleotide messenger RNA. Its product is annotated as molybdenum cofactor synthesis protein 2b. Gene Ontology annotation, biological process: Mo-molybdopterin cofactor biosynthetic process. The coding region runs from base 1 to 621 and encodes 206 amino acids. The record is from RefSeq and is a predicted model, not a curated record. Gene Ontology annotation, molecular function: molybdopterin synthase activity. The transcript has 2 exons. NCBI's taxonomy places the organism in Eukaryota, Fungi, Ascomycota, Dothideomycetes, Botryosphaeriales, Botryosphaeriaceae. Gene Ontology annotation, cellular component: cytosol.